AAAAACAUUAAGCAAAAAAUAACAAAACCCAGAGAUGAUAUAAAUUUGGAAAGAGCACCCAAAAAAAAGAAAGAUCGAGUGACCCACCAUGUUCAAUCUUCCUAUCAAUUCAAAAAGCAAAGAAAAUUAAAGAUACCCCAUUUGCCAUUACCCUCUCACUCUAGCUACCAAAAACCUAGCUGUGAACCACCUACUUUGGUAAUAAAGCAGCAGAACCGGUUCUUGCCCUAAAGAAGAAGCAGAAACAUAUCAGACAAACCCUAAAUUCAGUACUAUGGGAAGAGGAAGGGUUGAGCUGAAGAGGAUAGAGAACAAAAUCAACCGACAGGUCACGUUUGCUAAGAGGAGAAAUGGUCUGCUUAAAAAAGCUUACGAAUUAUCUGUUCUUUGUGAUGCUGAAGUUGCUCUUAUUAUUUUCUCUAACCGUGCCAAGCUUUAUGAAUUCUGCAGUAGCCCCAGUAUGGCAAAGACAAUUGAGAAGUACCAGAGCUGCAGUUAUGGAGCACUGGACUCCAACCAAUCUGCGCAUGACACACAGAAGAACUAUCAGGAAUAUUUGAAGCUAAAAUCCAAAGUGGAGGUCCUACAGCGUUCACAAAGGAAUUUCCUUGGGGAAGAUUUAGGAAAUAUGGGGACAAAGGAACUUGAGCAGCUUGAAUACCAGCUUGACUCAUCUUUGAAGCAUAUCAGAUUAACCAAGAACCAAUCCAUGAUUGAUCAACUUUCUGAUCUCCAAAAGAAGGAAGAAAUGCUAUUGGAAACCCACAAUGCCUUAAGAAAGAAGUUGGAUGAAACUAAUGCAGCUCUUGAACCACCAUGGGAAGCUAGGGACCAAUGCGUUCACUAUGAUCGCGGCCAGCCUGCUCAAUCAUCGGAGGAUUUCGUCGAUUCUUUACAAUGCAGUAAUCACGCGCAGAUCGGUUACAGUACUCCAGUGGAAACUGAUCAAGCGACUGUUGCAAGCUCAAGUGAAAAUAUCAAUGGAUUCAUCCCUGGCUGGAUGCUUUAGUUAAUUAAUUUUUCAAAAUUACAGGCAAUAAUGAAUUGUUAUAGAAUAAAAAGUGAACGAAAUCAAUUGCUAGACACUAAUAAAUUUUUAAUUAUCACAAUUAUAUUAUUUAUAUUGGCA
This is a messenger RNA of Mercurialis annua (annual mercury), 1129 nucleotides long. RefSeq names its product MADS-box protein CMB1-like. Gene Ontology annotation, cellular component: nucleus. The coding region runs from base 275 to 1009 and encodes 244 amino acids. Gene Ontology annotation, biological process: positive regulation of transcription by RNA polymerase II. Gene Ontology annotation, molecular function: protein dimerization activity; DNA-binding transcription factor activity, RNA polymerase II-specific; RNA polymerase II cis-regulatory region sequence-specific DNA binding. Lineage: Eukaryota; Viridiplantae; Streptophyta; Magnoliopsida; Malpighiales; Euphorbiaceae. The transcript has 8 exons. The record is from RefSeq and is a predicted model, not a curated record.